Messenger RNA from Drosophila persimilis, 1280 nucleotides. RefSeq names its product nicotinamide/nicotinic acid mononucleotide adenylyltransferase 3 (gene Nmnat). NCBI's taxonomy places the organism in Eukaryota, Metazoa, Arthropoda, Insecta, Diptera, Drosophilidae. The record is from RefSeq and is a predicted model, not a curated record. The coding region runs from base 37 to 837 and encodes 266 amino acids. Gene Ontology annotation, biological process: NAD+ biosynthetic process. Gene Ontology annotation, molecular function: nicotinamide-nucleotide adenylyltransferase activity; nicotinate-nucleotide adenylyltransferase activity. The transcript has 5 exons.
AGUUGGAAUUUGAUAUUUACAUGAAUUUGGUUUAAAAUGUCGGCGUUCAUGGAAGAAACAAAGUGCUUGCUGCCCCGGAUCGCCUUCAUAGCAUGCGGCUGCUUCAGUCCGCCCACGCCUAUGCACCUCAGAUUGUUUGAGAUAGCCAGGGAUCACUUUGAGAUGCAGGGGACGCACAAGGUGGUGGGCGGCAUAAUCUCACCCACCCAUGACUCAUAUGGAAAGAAGGGGCUGGUUUCAUCGCUGGACCGCUGCGCUAUGGUGAAAUUGGCCGUUCAGAGCUCCAACUGGAUACGGCUAUCCGACUGGGAGGUGCACCAGAGCCAGUGGAUGCGCACACAAUCUGUUCUGCAGUACCACCAGAACUUCAUGAACAACUACAUCAACUCUCCCUCUGGUGCCGGAGAUGCAGAGCCAAACGGUGCCCUUCCCGGAUGGCUUCCCACAACCCUGCGAGAGCGCAGCGAUCCAGUGCAACUAAAGCUGCUGUGCGGGGCAGACUUACUGGAGUCCUUUGCCGUGCCUGGUCUCUGGGAAGAUGCCGACAUUGAGGAUAUUGUGGCCAACCAUGGCCUGGUGGUCAUUACUCGCUGCGGAUCCAAUCCCGAUAAGUUUAUAUUUAAUUCGGACAUUUUAACCAAAUAUCAGCGAAAUAUUACUCUGAUUACUAAUUGGGUGGCCAAUGAAGUGAGCUCCACGCUGGUGCGACGUCUUCUGAGUCGCGGCCAGUCGGUGAAAUAUCUCAUAGACGACCUGGUGCUGGAGUACAUCAAGCGUCAGCGAUUGUUCAACGUUAAAUCGCAGGAUGCACCGGCACCGCCCGGGGGCGACUCUUGACGCGUACUGCAGCAGCAGCAAGCGCAGAAGCAGAAGCACAAGCCGCUCUACCAUCGUCACAAUCAGCACCUACCACCCACCCACCAGCACCACACGCAAAUAUCUCAAGCCCUUCCAAUGCAGUGGCGUCUCUUCAUGGAGUGUGAGUGAGCCCAAGCAGAGAAAAACAGAAAUAUUCAAGUUCCUUUUAGCGCAAUUUGCAGUAUGGCUUUUGCAUGUAUAUAAUGUACACUAUAUAUAUCUUAUUUAUUGUGGCAACCCAUCCGCCCCUGUUCGUGCCACGAACCUAACUCUUACACCUGUUAAUACCCGCAAUAUAUAUUGUAUAAUCCUUGAGUUGAGAUCCUUGGUGGUCAGUGUACGUAUCAUUUACUUACACCAAUUUUGCAAUUCUGCCGCUGGGCAUAUCAAAUGUAUUUCCCAUUAAACUAUAACCAAACCUU